Microthlaspi erraticum is the source of this 1569-nucleotide messenger RNA. Lineage: Eukaryota; Viridiplantae; Streptophyta; Magnoliopsida; Brassicales; Brassicaceae. The record is from the annotation of a GenBank genome assembly.
AUGGCAGUGAGCUCGAUCAAGAACUCGAUCGAGUCGAGUUUCGAACAAACGAACUCGAUCGAGCUGGGGGCUGAGAGCAAGGAGCAAGCUCAAGGAGAUUGGUCUGAGCUUAAGGCGCCUAAAGUCGACCUCAAACCUUUGCCUGAGGGCCUCAGGUAUGCAUUUCUGGGUGAAAACUCAACUUACCCUGUCAUUGUGAACUCUGAUUUGGAACCUGAACAGUUGAGUGCUUUGCUUGUUGAAUUGAGAAAGUACAGAAAGGCAAUAGGUUACACUCUAGAUGAUAUCAAGGGGAUCUCCCCUGACCUAUGCAUCCAUAGGAUUCAUCUAGAGGAUGAAAGUAAGUCAAGCAUUGAACCUCAGAGAAGGUUGAACCCCAAUCUAAAGGAAGUAGUGAAGAAAGAGAUACUCAAGUUGCUUGAUGCUGGGAUAAUCUAUCCCAUCAGUGAUAGCACUUGGAUAUCUCCAGUUCAUUGCGUCCCAAAGAAAGGGGGGAUCACUGUCAUUAAAAACGACAAAGAGGAGCUGAUUCCCACUAGAACAAUAGUGGGGCAUCGCAUGUAUGUUAGAAAGAUUGGCAAACCACCCUUUUAUUGUUUUCUUGAUGGCUACAGUGGUUUCUUCCAAAUCCCGAUCCACCCUAAUGAUCAGGAGAAGACCACUUUCACAUGCCCUUAUGGCACCUUUGCUUAUCGAAGGAUGCCAUUUGGGCUGUGCAAUGCUCCAGCUACUUUCCAGAGGUGCAUGACCUCCAUUUUUUCAGAUCUGAUAGAGGAGAUGGUAGAAGUCUUCAUGGACGAUUUCUCAGUCUAUGGAGCAUCCUUCUCCUCAUGUUUGUCUAACUUGUGCAGGGUGUUGCAGAGGUGUGAGGAGACCAAUCUAGUACUCAACUGGGAGAAGUGCCACUUCAUGGUUCGAGAAGGGAUUGUGCUUGGACACAAGAUUUCCGAGAAAGGGAUCGAGCUCGAUCGAGCUAAGGUGGAUGUCAUGUUGCAGCUCCCUGUUCCCAAGACUGUGAAGGACAUAAGGAGUUUUCUGGAUUUUGAGUUUGAUGAAGAAUGCCACAAGUCUUGGACCUUGCUGAAGGAUGCUCUGGUGUCUGCGCCAAUAGUACAAGCUCCAAACUGGGAUCACCCAUUUGAGAUUAUGUGUGAUGCAUCUGACUAUGCAGUAGGAGCAGUGCUUGGCCAAAAGAUAGACAAGAAACUCAAUGUCAUCUACUAUGCAAGCAAGACUAUGGAUGAUGCUCAGUGCAAGUAUGCAACCACAGAGAAGGAACUCCUUGCCAUAGUCUUUGCCUUUGAGAAGUUUCGAAGCUAUAUAGUUGGAUCCAAGGUGAUUGUGCACACUGACCAUGCUGCCCUUAGACACAUCUUCGCUAAAAAAGAUACAAAGCCAAGACUUCUCAGAUGGAUCCUUUUGCUUCAAGAGUUUGAUAUAGAAGUUGUGGACAAAAAGGGAGUAGAAAAUGGAGUUGCUGAUCAUCUCUCUAGGAUGCGAGUUGAAGACAUGAUCCCCAUCAAUGAUUCAAUGAUUCUAUGCCUGAAGAACAGCUUAUGGCAAUCAUGA